UUUGUAAGUACGUCCUCUUGUUUGAAUGAAAGAGAUUGGUAGAACGGCAAUGUGUUUCUCCGUUUAUUUGCUUUGGUGAAACUAAUCAUUUACAUCUAUUAGUGUUCGCCAUUAAGCCAUUCUGGUCCGAGCAGGUGAACGGUCAUUUUGGUAAAACCUGUGACACUAGAUCAGCCACAAUUAGACAGUUAACAUACCGUAGUUGACACUCAGCCUGUGUAGGAUAUAGGAGAAACAGAAUGGCGGAGGCUCAUUCUGCGGUUGCGUUCUCGUUCACUGUGACCCAUGAGGGGGUAGACGUGAACGUAAACCAUGACGCCAUCUGGGCUGUAUGGAACAGUGGUGUACACUCCUGGAAGAAGCGCCUCGGAAAAGCAAAGAACAAGGUGAAGGCCGGCACCUAUCCUGGUUCCCCGUCCAGCUGGCUGUUUGUUGCAGUCAUCAUCCUCGCCAUCCGCCUGGCUGACCAUGACCCUUCAUUUGGGAUCAUUGGAUUCCUGCAAAAAUAUAUACCAGGGUUGGGCAGCGAAGGUGUGGGUCUGUACAUCAGCUGCCUACUGUUCUCUACCCUGCUAUGGCUGGCCAUCAUCCUGUCCCUCAAGUACACCCUCAAAGUUCUGCUCAUGUACCAUGGCUGGAUGUAUGAGGGACGUGGUCCAGUCUCAUUCCCCACACGCGCUUGGGGGUUGCUGAUCAGAAUGUUUGGUGGUAGGAAGCCAAUGCUGAACAGCUACCAGGCCUCGCUGCCCAAACUGUUUGUGCCAGCAGUCAGUGACACCAUAAGCAGGUACCUGUUGAGUGUUCGGCCGAUCUAUGAUGAUGAGAAGAUUGCACGCCUGACCAAGCUGGCCCAUGAGUUCCAGUCAGGACUGGGCAAGAAACUGCAGCGCUACCUCAUCCUCAAGUCCUGGUGGGCCACCAACUAUGUGAGUGACUGGUGGGAGGAGUAUGUCUACCUGAGAGGGCGCUCCCCAAUCAUGGUCAACAGCAACUAUUAUGGAGUGGACGCAGUGUUAAUGCACCCAACCACCAACGCGGCUGCACGUGCAGCCAAUGUCACGUACGCCAUGCUACAGUACAGGAGAGAGCUGGAUAGAGAGGAACUUAACCCUAUCCUUCUCAACAAAACGGUUCCCCUGUGUUCAGCUCAGUAUGAGCGCCAGUUCAACACGACUCGGAUACCAGGCAUAGAGACAGACCGCCUGGUGCAUCUACCGGACAGCAAGCAUGUGGCCGUAUACCACAAGGGACGCUUCUUCAAGGUCUACAUCCACUUCAAGGGGCAGCACCUGAAACCCUGCGAGCUCGAGAAGUCGUUCCAAAAGAUCCUGGAUGACACCAACCCCCCUGUUGAUGGGGAGGAGCUGAUACCUGCCCUCACUGGUGGGGACCGCGUCCCUUGGGCCCAGGCACGCAUGGAGUACUUCUCCAAGGGAAAGAACAAGGCCUCACUGGACGCCAUUGAGAAGGCAGCAUUCUUCGUCACUUUUGAUGACAAGGAGCAAAACUUUGUGAAGGGAGACCAGAACACCUUUGACACAUAUGCUCAGACCAUGCUCCAUGGUAACGGCUCCAACCGCUGGUUUGACAAGUCCUUCAACCUGGUUGUGUGCCCCAAUGGCAGGAUUGGUUUCAAUGCCGAGCACUCCUGGGCUGAUGCUCCGAUCAUGGCUCAUUUGUGGGAGUUCGCUGUGACUGAUGACCACAAUUUGUUUGGAUACACAGAGGACGGACACACGAAGGGAGAGGCUGUGAAUACACCCAACCCUGUCAGACUGGAGUGGGACCUUGCCCCAGAGUGCAAGAAGGUGAUUGCCUCCAGCUACCAGACCUGUCUGCGCCUGAUCAGUGACGUGGACCUGCACUUUCUCAUGCACGACGCCUUCGGGAAGGGCCUCAUGAAGGAGUGCAAGACUAGCCCCGACGCCUUCAUACAGAUGGCCCUCCAGCUUGCAUACUACAGGACUUCCAACAAGUUCAGUUUGACCUACGAGUCCAGCAUGACUCGACUGUUCCGUGAGGGACGCACAGAGACCGUCCGCCCAUGCACCAUAGAGUCCUGUGCCUUCGUACGCGCCAUGGAGGACCCAAGUGUGCCGCGUGCGGAAGUCUUGAAGCACUUCAAGGCGGCCACCGAGCGUCACCAGCAAGGUUACCGUGAUGCCAUGACGGGUAACGGUAUAGACAGGCACCUGUUCUGUCUGUACGUGGUGUCCAAGUACCUGGAGAUAGAGGACCCAUUCCUGUCAGAGGUGCUCAGUGAACCCUGGAGGCUCUCCACCAGCCAGACGCCUCACAGCCAGACAGACAAGCUGGAACUGACCAAGUACCCCAACCGUAUCUCGGGCGGUGGAGGGUUUGGUCCCGUGGCAGAUGAUGGCUACGGUGUGUCCUACAUCAUUGCUGGAGAGGACGUGCUGUUCUUCCACAUCUCAUGCAAGAAGUCCUGUCCUACCACAAGCUCUGAGAAGUUUGCCAAUGCGAUAUGCAAGGCCCUCGCCGAUAUAAAGGACCUCUGCCUCAAAAAAUGAUGACAAACCGGGUUUAUAGGCUAACAAGGACUAGAGAUCUACUUCAUUUUGUGAAAUGUGUACUCCAGACUUUUUGUUUUGUUUUAUAUUUGUUGUAUUCUAUGUGAGCUUUUAGUGUGUGUGUCAGUUUGUUUUAUCACUGUUAAACUCAUCUUAUCGUUUGCUACCUUUUAAAGAUGUUUUUUCACUGGCUAGUUGUAAAAUUGGUGAAGACUGAGUGCUGUUACAUUUAUCAUAGUAAGUAGUUUAAUUUGACCAUUUAAUUUAAUUCAAACAGAACUAUUUGAGUCACACACCCACUGUGAAUGGUUGUUGCUGAAUGAGUGUUAACCAAAUAUAUUUUGUCUUAGAUUUGCAUUCGUUUUUUAUGAUGUUCAUUUUUAUUUUGCGUGUGUACUUUUUUCAUAUAAUUUCAUUUUGUUUUACACUUACCAAAGAUAUUUCAUCUCUACAUGUUCAACAAUGUAUUUCCAAUAUCACUACUCCAAUUUUGAAAUGUUAAGUUUCAGUUGUGUCUGUGUCAGUAUGCCAUGUCCCACUUUCUGUGAUGAGAUACUAAGCAAUUCAUUUUUUUUUUUUCAUUUCUGUUGUCAAAAUACAGACAUUCUGUUCUUUUUUCAAUGAAAGUAUAAUCUGUUUAUCUGUCUUCUGCAGACUGUUUUAUUUCAUGAGUUAAUGUGUCUAUCUAAUGUGUGGAAGUUGUUUUAUUAUUGUAGGUGUUUUAGAUUCAGUAAAAUGUUUUUAUUUUGUUUGAGUACAAAGUUUAGUAUACAAUGCAUUCACACAUUUGAAGAUUUUAUACAUUUUAAUUUUUACUGUUACACAGUUUUAAUGUUCAAAUGGCUGAUUCAAUCUGAUUGUUUAACAUGAUGUUUGUAUCAAAUCAUUUGCUUAUCAUCUGUUUUAGGUUACCUUAUAAUCACAUUCAAUAAACGUGUUGACACCA
Messenger RNA from Dreissena polymorpha, 3477 nucleotides. Its product is annotated as carnitine O-palmitoyltransferase 1, liver isoform-like. Gene Ontology annotation, biological process: carnitine metabolic process; fatty acid metabolic process. The record is from RefSeq and is a predicted model, not a curated record. Gene Ontology annotation, cellular component: mitochondrion. The coding region runs from base 240 to 2531 and encodes 763 amino acids. The transcript is spliced from 21 exons. Gene Ontology annotation, molecular function: carnitine O-palmitoyltransferase activity. NCBI's taxonomy places the organism in Eukaryota, Metazoa, Mollusca, Bivalvia, Myida, Dreissenidae.